Messenger RNA from Brassica oleracea var. oleracea, 1067 nucleotides. RefSeq names its product nucleoside diphosphate kinase III, chloroplastic/mitochondrial. NCBI's taxonomy places the organism in Eukaryota, Viridiplantae, Streptophyta, Magnoliopsida, Brassicales, Brassicaceae. Gene Ontology annotation, biological process: CTP biosynthetic process; GTP biosynthetic process; UTP biosynthetic process. The coding region runs from base 128 to 835 and encodes 235 amino acids. Gene Ontology annotation, molecular function: nucleoside diphosphate kinase activity. The transcript is spliced from 7 exons. The record is from RefSeq and is a predicted model, not a curated record.
AUCCACCAAACAAAUCUCAUCACGUUCACAUUUCCCGAGUCUUCUCUCAGUUUCACUUCCGGGUUUUAUCUCUCUCUCUCUCUCUCUCUCUCUCUUCUCGCCUCUCUGAACCAACAAAGAAGAAAAAAUGAGCUCCCAAAUCUGCAGAUCUGCUUCGAAAGCAGCAAGGUCUCUUCUCUCUUCAGCUAAGAAUGCUCGUUUCUUCUCCGAAGGACGAGCCAUUGGCGCUGCAGGUGCUGUUACUGCAUCUGGAAAAUUGCCUCUAUAUGCAUCUAACUUUGCAAGAUCAUCAGGUUCUUCAAAGAGUUGGAUCACUGGACUCUUGGCUCUUCCUGCUGCAGCCUUCAUGGUUCAAGAUCAGGAGGUUUUUGCUGCUGAGAUGGAACGCACUUUCAUUGCGAUCAAGCCUGAUGGAGUUCAGCGAGGACUGAUAUCAGAGAUCAUUUCUCGAUUUGAACGCAAGGGAUUCAAGCUUGUUGGUAUCAAGGUUGUUGUUCCUUCCAAAGAUUUCGCGCAGAAGCAUUACCAUGAUCUCAAGGAAAGACCUUUCUUCAAUGGCUUGUGUGACUUCCUUAGCUCUGGUCCUGUUAUCGCCAUGGUAUGGGAAGGAGAAGGUGUGAUCAGAUACGGACGUAAACUGAUUGGAGCCACCGAUCCUCAGAAAUCUGAGCCUGGGACAAUCCGAGGAGAUCUUGCUGUUGUUGUUGGGAGGAACAUAAUCCAUGGAAGUGAUGGACCAGAGACUGCAAAGGAUGAGAUCAAUUUGUGGUUUAAGCCUCAAGAACUUGUCUCUUACACCAAUAACGCUGAGAAGUGGAUCUAUGGCGAUAACUAAAUCCCUCUUUCUCUUUUUUUUUGACGUCCAAUAAAAUUGUUCUUGCUCCGUACCCCCCCACCCCCAAACAAUAAAAACAAAAAUCAGGUAUUACGGAUACAAACACAUUCCGGGUUUUGUAUUUUCCCGGUUAACUCAGUUAUCAGAGCUCAAGUAAUAAUAAGUAUGUGAAUGAAAUUAUUGGAUACUUAAAUUUUUGCUUUUUUUUGGCAUGGAUGAUGGGGAUUCUAGA